This is a messenger RNA of Phytophthora sojae, 156 nucleotides long. RefSeq lists its product as hypothetical. The record is from RefSeq and is a predicted model, not a curated record. The transcript has a single exon. The annotation marks the transcript as partial. Lineage: Eukaryota; Oomycota; Peronosporomycetes; Peronosporales; Peronosporaceae.
UGCAAUGUAGUGAGAGAGGGGGAGGAGAAGACGUGCUACCAGAUCUGGCACGACACCUGGGACAGCGGGAAUACCAUUCCACGGUACCUGCUACAGGAGCACAAGAUUCACAACCGCCCGCCGCCAUCCCUCCCAGGAAAGAAGCGCCGACGACGG